AUGUCCACAAAGCCCGUCGCAGAAAUUGGCCUGGAUUUGGUGCGUGAACUACGAAGAAACUGCGACAUCAUCCCCAGCUAUGAGGGCGAAAAAGUCCGGGAUUGCCUGAACGGCAUCAAUGCACUCUACAGCGAGACGUACGAGCAGCUACAGCGCCUGAACAAUGAGCUCUCGGGAUCCGAUGCACAAAAUGUCACCAUCGAGACGACCGUCCGCUCGAAGGCCAUACAAUUCGCGUAUCGAUGCCUCCUCGCCUACCAUCACGAACGGAUCCGCCGAAUCAAAGCCCUGCGAUGGAAAUUCGGCGGCAAUAUCCCAUCCCGAAUCAAGUCGAACCUCAACGAAAGCGAGCUCGAAUUCUUCAACAGCUACUGCCAAAACCUCGCCGACUUCCAGAGCUCAUUCGGCGGCUCGGGAAUGAACCUGUUGGCUUGUACGCGACCGCCCGAGGAUCUGUAUGUACAAGUGAAGGUGCUGCAGGAUUAUGGAGACUUCGAAACGACGGAUGGGACAACGAUCACCCUCACCACAAACUCUAUUCACAAUUUGCUACAGCAGGACUGUGAGAUGCUGAUUCGACAGGGAGUACUUGAACGAAUUAUA
Molecule: messenger RNA, 603 nt
Organism: Mesorhabditis spiculigera
Lineage: Eukaryota; Metazoa; Nematoda; Chromadorea; Rhabditida; Rhabditidae
Source: the annotation of a GenBank genome assembly